UCCAGAAGCAGCUGCUGAAAGGGACGUUCCCGCGUUUGCUGAUAUUUUCAGUGUUUUUACCAGUUUAGUGCCACACUUUUUAUUUGUUAACGUGCCUAUGGCACAAUACAAACCUCGUCGUUCGGUUGUCGGUUUUUAAAAGGGAUGAAGAGGCACAAGAGGAAGAAACAAAACGCGGGAGUUGCCGUAAAUGGGAAUGGCUCUAUCGCAAGAGAACCAGACUGUGGGAGGAAGCAGAAGUUGGCUGAGAUCCAUCAGGCUUUGAUCAGUGAUCCAGUGGACAUCGAGACCCUGAGGAGAGCAGCAGCUAGUAAAGGUGGACUGCUCACUGAUGAACUGAGAAGGAAAGUUUGGCCCAAACUACUGAACAUCAAUGUGUAUGAUCUACCAUAUAAACCUGGUCGAGAUGUCAGGGAGAACCACAAGGACUACAAUCAGGUACUCCUGGAUGUCAGGAGGUCCAUGAAGAGGUUCCCUAAAGGUAUGCCAGCCACAGAGAGAGCUGUGCUUCAGGAGCAGCUGAUUGACAUCAUACUGGAGGUUUUGAAACGCAACCCUCAGCUCCAUUACUACCAGGGCUACCAUGAUGUGGCCGUCACGCUGCUGCUGGUCGUUGGGGAGCGAAUGGCCAUCGCCAUGUUGGACACUCUCUCCAGUUAUCACCUCAGGGAUUUCAUGGAUCCUACCAUGGACAGCACUAAACACAUUUUAAACUACCUGAUGCCUAUUCUGGAACAAGUCGAUACAGAACUACAUGACUUCAUGAUCAGAGCGGAGGUGGGAACCAUCUUUGCACUGUCCUGGCUCAUCACAUGGUAUGGCCACGUCCUGUCAGAGUUUAAACACACCCUCCGACUCUACGACUUCUUCCUGGCUUCGCAUCCACUAAUGCCCAUCUACCUUGCUGCUACGAUUGUGUUGUACAGAGAGAAGGAGGUGAAGCAGACAGAGUGUGACAUGGCCAUGGUCCACCACCUCCUCUCUCGCAUCCCUCAGGACCUCCCAUAUGAACUUCUCAUCGCUCAGUCCCAGGACCUGUUCAACCAGUACCCUCCAUCGGUACUUGCCAAGCGGGCAGCACUGCAAUCUCGCAAGAGCCUGUCCAUCAGCACCUUCCAGGCGUUUCAGCUCUCCACCCUCCACCAGAGACCAGACUCUGUUCUCCAACGCCUCACCAAGACCCAGGGCUCCACCACCUCCAGACACGCCUCGCGACACUCAGGCCUGGAAGCAGCUUUGCCCCAAGCCCGAGGCCAGCUGUGGGGGAAGGGGAACAGGAUGGUGAAGAUGGCAGUGUGGGGGCUAUCCGCUACGCUCGGGGCUGCUGUGUUUGCCGUGGCUCAGACGGCCAUGGACUGGGGACCUGAGGUGUUACUACAACUGUUCUGACGUGGCAUUGGGAAUAUAGACUGUUAGACACACACAGUGACACAUGGUGACAGCAGACGCACGUCUGUUCUCGCGAUGGAACAGCAACAUACAAGCAUACACACAAACACAGACAUUUAAGACUUGAAGCUGGUCUCGUGCUCAGGAGGCGAUGGUAGAGAAAAGCAGGAGGUCAGUUAUCUUGGUGCCAAACAGGUUGUUGCUACUCAACCACAAUGAACAUAUGUUAACCACUAGUCUGCCUCAGGAUGUGUGUGUGCGUGUGUGCGUGCAUGUGUGUGUGUGUUACAUGUUUCUGAGCAUGGCAUGGCAUGGCAGACCUCAUACCACAUGUCAGUAUGGAUGAAUGAUGGGCCUUUUGGGCACAAAAUGACUAGAAGUAGUUGCAAAAUGACAGAAAAGUGACCACAAAAUGACCUCAAAGAGAUACAAAAUGACAACAAAGGGAUGCAAACAAACUGCAAAGAGACACAACUACAAAAAUACACAAAACAACUACAAAAAGACACAAAACAACUACAAAAAGACACAAAACAGCCUCAAAGAGAUGCAAAGCAACCACAAAGAGACAUGUUGUGGGGUGUUACUCCCAUGUUGGAUGGGAAAAGACCUUUUAUAGGUUUGUGCCCAGAGGGCCGUUGUCUCAUGAUCCGUCCAUGCAUGUGAGACACUAACACAUCUUGCUCUUUCAGGCUGUUGCUCACAUGUUACCGCUGUUGUACCAUUUUACACGCGUCCCUGUGUGUUUCCUGUUAGCUGAUUGUUUUGCUGAUAAUUCAUUUUUAGACUAUCACGCUUGUUUCCUCGCAUUUCUGUUGAAAGCGUUUUAGUGCGCUUGUCGGAUCAGCAGCCAUAUCUGAGAGCCAAUAGUGCCGUUAGCCAGCACGAUGACACAUGAAUACAAAUUAUUAAAGAGCUGCGUUUUCUGCUGAAAGCUUCCAGUUAUGAGCGAAGAAGGAGAGCGGCAGAGAAGGAGGGAGUGAUGGAAGGAGAGAUUUUGCCUGUGAGCCUUUUAUUAAUUGGUUUUACUCCAGGUGUCAGUGAGUUACAUUUACAGUAGAGUUUGACACACAAAACGAGCUGUUGCUGCCCCCAAAAUGUGAACGUCACACACAGUUAGCACUUGUCCCUAAACGCAAGCAGCGGGGCCUUUUGCAGAUGCAUUUUGCAAGGGGAGGUUUUGAAAUCCAUAUUUUUUAAUGUUAUUUUUAUAUUUUCCCGAGCAGUUUUCCUGCUGCCUGGCCCACCGCUGCUGAAUGAAUAUGGAAAAGACACCAGUACUUUUACAUUCUUAAAAUAUUUAGCAGGUUUGCGCCAACAACCACCCUGAACAGACGUCAACAGCGCUACAGUACAUGGGCUCAGUUCUUCUUCAACAUCAAAUUUCUCUUCAAAAUUUUGCUGUUGUGCUUUGAAAUGUUUUUACAGCUACAAUUUGAGGUUGGUCCGAGUGAUUAGUGUGACCAAAGGAAUUGUUUUUUUAAGUAGCGGAGGAAGUUAACUGCAUCCAUCUCCUCAAAAGGCAUCACACACACUGUAGAUGUUGUUGGACCAAAUGUAAUCACAGAGUUUCAUAACCUGAAAAGUGAGUAUUAAUAAUACAUGCUGUUUCCACCUGAGGUACAUACAUAUGUACAGAGCAUGGGGGUUUCUCCAAACGGCAAUGCAUGCUCUGGUUGUCAACUUAUGUUCUGAAAUAUUUAUCAGCUUUUACUAGCAUGUAGCUAAGCUGCUGCAUCUGUUAACACAGUUUCACUGGAGUCACAACACUCUCCUUCCUCCGCUUCCUCCGUUAUCACAUAUAAACGUGUCACAUCUUUACACAGCUGGAUGUGCAGUCUGCCCUGUUGAUUUUAGCUGCUACAGAGCAAACAAAUUCAACUGGUGCGUAGUCUGUUGUGUACAAAAGUACGGUAUGCAGAAGAGCAGUAGAUGAAAAGCAAGGCGGGAAAUGACUUGAAGGAAAUUAAUUGGCAAGACUGUUUAGCGGUUUAGGUUAAUGGCGGUUGAGUUGUGUGAAUCGAGAGUGCUCCAGAAAAUGGUGUUUUUAGCAGCAUCUGUGGGGGAUUGCAGAGCUGAGCGGUUAAUCAGUCGGUCAGUCAGGAAUAGUUGAGAGAAUGUCCAUAUUUGUGAACUUGAUUGGUGAUAAUCAGUCAGUCCUUUUAAUAGACGGUCAAUAAAUCAAUCAGGGGCCUGUAACUCAGGUAGUCAGCUGGCCUGUAAACCACUUCGCUCGUGGAUAAGUAAGAAAUUCAAUAUCCAGUCAGUUAAGAACCCGUGUCUGGCAAGUUGUAUACCACAAGCUGUGUGUGUGUGUGUGUGUGUGUGUGUCAGGUCGGUAUUGCUUUCUUUAUUUGCUUUCUGGGCAUCUUCUAUGUUUUUAUUUAUUCAUCAUUUUGCUGCUCUUUCUGCCUCUUUAUUAAAUGUAAAAAAAAAUAUUUAUUUCAAGAGCAACAAUCUGAUUGGCUAUUUAUUUAAUGGUUAAAUAGUAAUAGGAUUGUUUGUUUAAUAGGAUUGAAUGUUUAAUUGAACUGAACUGAAUUCUAACUAUUAUGGUCUGUAAAUAUCAGAAAUUUGAGGGUUUAUAUCCUUAAUGGUGAUUGAGUUAUUUUGCAUAUAAAAUACGGAGUCUGUUCAGUCAUUAAGAAUCUGGCUAGAAGUUAAAGGAAUAGUUUUUUGGGAAAUACAUUUAUUCACUUUAUUACAGAGAGUUAGAUGAGAAGGCUGCUUCCACCAUUGAAGGCAUAUUUCCCACGCUGCUCAAAUUGUCCUUUUAAAUGUUUGACUCGUGUAACGGUUCAGAUUGUAACAACAAACAAAUAUAACAAACAAAUGACUUUGCAAAGGGAACAUUUAUUGUCGUACGGUGAAUGGUUGGCAUUAAUUUGUACCCUGCUCUAUUACACAAGCAGCUCAUUCUGCAGUGAAGUUAAUUCACCACUGGCUGUACUUUUAAAGUGAUUGUGAAAAAUUGUGCAUCUAUGACUUGGUUACAGGUGUUUCAUAUAAAACUGCUUUAUCAAUAAAAGGAAUAGUUGCAUGUU
Messenger RNA from Toxotes jaculatrix (banded archerfish), 4433 nucleotides. RefSeq lists its product as uncharacterized. Bases 145 to 1389 code for a protein of 414 amino acids. Gene Ontology annotation, biological process: endoplasmic reticulum to Golgi vesicle-mediated transport; positive regulation of GTPase activity. NCBI's taxonomy places the organism in Eukaryota, Metazoa, Chordata, Actinopteri, Toxotidae. Gene Ontology annotation, molecular function: GTPase activator activity. The transcript has 10 exons. The record is from RefSeq and is a predicted model, not a curated record. Gene Ontology annotation, cellular component: endoplasmic reticulum membrane.